Molecule: messenger RNA, 1505 nt
Organism: Serpula lacrymans var. lacrymans S7.9
Lineage: Eukaryota; Fungi; Basidiomycota; Agaricomycetes; Boletales; Serpulaceae
Exons: 7
Coding region: 75-1220 (381 amino acids)
Source: RefSeq, a predicted model, not a curated record
UCCAACGCUGGUUGCAAUUGGUGACCUUCUUGGACCUGGGAUUGUCAGUAUCAUACAGUGACUUCCCAGUACACAUGAAGUUUACCGUAUCCACUAUCAACCCUCAACCAAGAACGCCAUUGCUAGUCCUCGUUUACAAUGAGGAGCGAGUGCUUGUCAAUACACCCAAUACUUAUGAGGAAUUGGAACGUGUAGCACGAGUGGAAUUUAGUUUGGCAGAUGAAAAUUUGAUCUUUCACACCAGAGAUUUGGAUAUAUGCGAGGAAAAAGAUGUUAGGAUACACAAAGGCGCUUGGGAUAUUGUUCGUUCGUUGACCGGAAACAUUUCUGUUACGACCACAGCUCGUGCACCUCUUGGGGCAGAUAGCGAUCUUAUUGUGUCUAACGCUGCAGCUUACCGUGUACCGGGCGCGUUGGAACCACUGGGAGAAGAUGAUGUCUUGGCUAGUGCCCGAACAGAGCAAAACGUGAUGAAUUCUCUACCUUCUCCACACUCUAGCAGCAUUCACAGCCGCCACGACCCUCGACAGGCGGAUCCAUCUCUGAAAGACCAGGCUUUAACUUCCGAUUCUGAUGGAUCUGACGAUGCUUCGAUGCGAAUAAAAUCUCCAAAGAAGAGACAACUAUUACGGCAAGUCAUGUCUGAUGAUGAAGACGACAGCGAUCACCCCAUGGGUGAGCCUGACGAACCUGAUGAUCACGACGAUGACGAAAGUGGCAGAAGCGUAUUCGAGGAUAUUCCAAAAAGGCGCGAUCAGGGUCCUGUUAUUGAACCAGCUCCCUCACGAGAGCAGCCGAAGUUCCCGAAGGUAAAAGAGGAGCCCAUUUCUGGUGGCAUGUCCUUCCAAAAGGAAAAAACUCCGUUACACAAAAAAUCUGGGAAUUCCCAUGUCGGCAAGACGACUGGCGUUCAGGAAGAAAAUGUUCAAGAAAGUGCUUCGAAUCAUACUAAUGACGAGAAGCUUCUGGUCAGCAUAGCGCAUCGUCCCACCAAGCAGCAAGCUAUUUUUAAAACCAAGGGCCAGACUCGAGUUGGCAAAGUCUUGUCAGGUGCUUGCAAAUCUUUCAACCUGGAUUAUGAAAGUGCAAGGUUACUAUUGAUUGUAACCAUGGAAGAGGAUGGUGAAACACUCGAACACUUCUUCGAGUGUGAUAAAGAAGAAACGAUGACCAGAGUUGGUGCAGAGAAAGCCUCCAGCUUCAUUGUCGAAACAACCUAGUGAUAAAUAAAUAAAAAGUGGAUACCUGUAGGAGGAGUUUACAUAUACGUGCGUUGGUAGAAGUGAACGAAUAUCUUCCUAUCAAAUGGUAUGCCUAGGAGGGACUAGCAUACGCGGUACUUGGGGGAGCACGUCUUCUGUAAGCAUCCGUGUAUCUGGUACGGUUUAUCUAGUUACACUUAGCUCUACAUUGUUAUCUUGAUUAUCGCAGCCUUGUACAAUAAUACCAUAUAGUACACUUCUUGUGGAUUCGACAUGUUGGUUGGAUCACACAGGGUGUCAUGG